UCCUUCCCGGUGCAUUGUGGGACUUUAUGUAAACCCAACAUGGCAGCCGCCUGCGCUAGAACACUAGGUAAGGUCGGCUGGUCUCUUUUACAGUCCCCGGCAGCCCGCCGGCCCGGUACCGUCUCCUCCCUGGUGGGGAACGUGAGCACGCAUGGGUCCAGGAGGGCGUUCGGUACCGGCGGCGCGGGGGUCCGGUCCAAGCUGCUCUCCUCUCUGCGGGGAGGAAGAGGAGGCAGGGUGCUGGGCUGCGCCUUCCUGGUCGGCGGAGGUCUGGGUCUGUAUCAGACCGUGAAGUUCUCCGUCCAGCAGCACCUCCACGCCGAGGAGGAGACGACCAAGGCUCCAGACGGAGGUCUGAAGUUGACCCUGUACCAGUACAAGACCUGCCCGUUCUGCAGCAAGGUGCGAGCGUUCCUGGACUUCUAUGGGCUGCCGUACGAGAUCGUGGAGGUGAACCCGGUGAUGAGGCAGGAGAUCAAGUGGUCGGUGUACAGAAAAGUGCCGAUCCUGAUGGUGGACAGCGAAGUGCAACUGAAUGACUCAUCCGUCAUCAUCAGCUCCCUCAAGACUUAUUUAAUCAACAAUGAGAAAAGUGUGUCUGAGAUCAUUCGCUGCUACCCGGAGAUGAAGUCUGUGAACGACAGCGGGAAGGAGGUGACCGAGUACGGCAACAAGUACUGGCUGAUGCUGAGCGAAGCAGAGACCGCGAUGAUUUACCCCGAGAAGGGGAUGCAGAAAGAGGAGAUGAAGUGGCGUCAGUGGGCCGACGACUGGCUCGUGCACCUCAUAUCCCCCAACGUGUACCGGACCACCACCGAGGCCCUGGCGUCCUUCGACUACAUCGUACGCGAGGGCAAGUUCGGUGCUUUCGAAGGUUUCUUCGCCAAAUACGUCGGCGCUGCGGCCAUGUUCCUCAUCUCCAAGAGGCUGAAGAGUCGACACAACCUGCAGGACGACGUCAGGCAGGAUCUCUACAAGGCCGUCAACGACUGGGUGGCAGCCAUCGGCAAGAAGAGGAAGUUCAUGGGUGGAGAUCAUCCCAACCUGGCAGAUCUGGCGGUGUUCGGCGUCCUCAGGGUGAUGGAGGGCCUGCAGGCGUUUGACGACAUGAUGGAGAACACCAAAGUCAAACACUGGUACAGGCGCAUGGAGAGGGCGACGCUCAACCACGAGGGCCGAAACUGAAGCUGGAACCGAGCCGGACGAGGCGAAGGAGUCCGCAGUCAGCCUCAGAAAGACUGAACGAACGUUAAAACCUCCAGAAAGAAAAGCGUCCAGCGAGCGUUGGGGAAGCGAGAAGUUCUGCUUCAGCUGAGGAAAUAUCAAACAGUUGAUUGAUUUCCUGCACAUGAAUUUAAACCCGUUGAUUUAUAAGAACGAGUUAACUGCAGACAUUCACGUAGAUAAAGAGAUCGCACACAUGGAAACGCUGCCAUCAGACAUUUAAAUUGACCCUAUUAGGACCAUUGAAGGGCGUCUGUAAUUUUUACUGACACCUACUGGUGAGCUGCUGCAACUGCAACGUCAAUGAAACAUACUGUACCUUCUCUGCAGUUUUAAAGCACUUCAAUAACAAAGUAAAGUCAAAUUUCCACAACACAAGUAAACGAGUACAUCAGUCAAUUUCCUGCAAAUAUGUAGAUUUAUUUUGUUUUUGGGGAGGAAGCGAAAAUCUGACUUAUUAUUGCUUUAAUAGUUAAAACAGUCCACAGGGUUUCUGUGCACAAGUCUGGGAAAUGAUUGUACACAUUUCCAGGCCUUGAGGUUUGAGAAGAAACGAUUUGGUAUAAAUCUGGAUCUGUUUCAGCGGUUCUCAGCCAAAGAGUAUGAGCCUCAACAAACGUUAUUUAUGGAACAAAAUAAGAUCUUUCUACUGAACAAAUCUGUUGUAAUUUCUUCACAUUUUGUUCAUAAAUAUUAAAGUUUUGGUUCUCAGACUCUUUAAAGUAUAAAGAGGACACACACGUAGGAACUCUGUUUAAACUGUUUCAAUCGUUUUCUCUUCUUUUCAUGUUCAGUUCAAGGUUCAUGUUGAUUUAACAGUUUCCACAUCGCAGCAGUUUUGUCUGGGAAAACUGGUCGUUUUGAUUUUCAGUAAUUUUUGGUUCAGGAGAUCUGGUUAUCUCUGUAUUUAUUUCAGUUCUUUUCUGUUAAUUUAACUGAUGCAGGAUCAGUGUGGCAGUGAGGAAUCAAUAAGCUCAUCGGCUGGUGUUCUUUCUUUUGGAGGUAAAGGAAAAAAAAAUGUACAAAGAACCGGUGAGCUGCCAGUUUGAAUGUACUUAAUAUGCAAACUGCAGAUUAAUUUCUGGAUUAAUUGUAUUAAAACCAACUCAAUGUGCAUAGUUGUAAAAAGGUUAAAUAAAUAAGGAAAGCUGGA
This is a messenger RNA of Lates calcarifer (barramundi perch), 2377 nucleotides long. RefSeq names its product prostaglandin E synthase 2-like (gene ptgesl). The transcript is spliced from 7 exons. Gene Ontology annotation, molecular function: prostaglandin-E synthase activity. NCBI's taxonomy places the organism in Eukaryota, Metazoa, Chordata, Actinopteri, Centropomidae. The coding region runs from base 40 to 1185 and encodes 381 amino acids. The record is from RefSeq and is a predicted model, not a curated record. Gene Ontology annotation, cellular component: mitochondrion.